GCCGGCGCGCCAGCCGAGGGCGCCACGCGACCCCCUUCUUCAACGCAGGCCUUCCAAGGACCCUUUUGCUGCCUGGAAGCUAUUUGUACUUUUUUUGAACCCAAAGAAGCAUACCUGCAGUUCUGAGGCAGCCUCCCCAUCCAGGCACUGACCUGACCCCGGAGCUGCUUUGCUUCAAGCAAGAUGGUGGCCUCAGAUGUCUUCAGACCAGAGCCUGUAUGUAGUAAUAAAGGCUGAUGGUCCCAGGACCAGAUGGUUGAAGAUGCAGGAGACAUGGAUUGCAUGCUACGGAUUCUUUCAUAGAGAACACAAAGGAACAUCUCUAAAGAAAGUCCUGUCCAGCCUGUCCAGCACCUCCUUGGACUCCCUCACCUCCAGCAGCAGCAGCAGCUGGUCUCUGUCCUCCUCAAGUGAGGACAUAAGCCUCCCGGACACAGCCGUCUCCCCACUGCCGUCAGCCCCAGAGGAAGAUGGCUGGGACUCUCUGCCUUUUCCCAGGCCCCUUGCCGCUGGCCUCAAGCGACCCCGCAGAGAGCCCGCAUCCCGCCACCCGGUCCAGUUCAACAUCCGCCGAAAGCUGCUGGAGGAGCUGUGGGGAGGCCUCACUCCCCACUUGGAGUCCCUGACCGACCUGAUCCUGGAGGAACCCAACCUCCAGCAAGCGUCCCGGGGCACCAGCGAGGCUGACACCAGCACCAGCAGCGGAGGGGAGGCCUUGAGUGAGGAGGAGAGGCGUCCGCCCCAGAGGGCCCAGGAGGACGUGCAGCAAAGCAGCUCCUCAGAAAUGAUGUCCGCCGUGUCCAGGCCCUCGAGCUGUCCCACCUGCAAUCUUCCAACCUCCUGGGAACCUUCUGCUCAUCCCUUAACUCCUCCUGAAACCAGCAGCAUCCAGGGCAGGCUCUUGCCGUCACUGAAGACCAGCCGAACUCAUGUGAAAAUCAGGGCCCUGCUUCUGGAGGACAUGAUGAUGUCAAAGGGAAUGACUUCCCCGGAGGAGCAGCCUGUCUUGCACAAGCUCCCCUUCAAGAGGGCUCUGCAUCCUUGCCGUAGACCCUGCACGGCCAUAGGACCGGAUACCGCACAGCGCUUGGACUUCAAUGUGAAGAGGAAACAGAUCCCAGAGCUCUGGGGGGAGCCCACCCCCUUGACUCAGUCGCUGGCCAAGAUGGAAUGCCAGGCUCCCUACUCCCCUUCCCCAGUCCCCACCCCAAGCCCCCCAGAGAGGGCUGAGAAGGAGGGGAGAAGACAGCCUGAGCCAACGAGCGCCCACCAAAGCAGCGUGAAAACCAAGGCCAAGCUUCUGGAGAUGACAAUGUUGACAGGAGAAAGUGUGCCAAAGGAGCAGCCCGCCUUGCCUAAGCCUCUUCCCCCCAUGGCCCACCACCCCUAUCGUGGUCCCCACAAAGCAGUAGGCCCGGACACCGCAGAAUGCCUGGAUUUCAAUGGGAAGAGGAAACAGCCUGAGCCAACGAGCGCCCACCAAAGCAGCGUGAAAACCAAGGCCAAGCUUCUGGAGAUGACAAUGUUGACAGGAGAAAGUGUGCCAAAGGAGCAGCCCACCUUGCCUAAGCCUCUUCCCCCCAUGGCUCCUUGGCGUGAAAGUCAAGAUGCCUCGCGACACAUAGAAGAGGAACCAUCCCUUGCUAUACCACUCAUGACCUCUGAGGAGGAGGGUAGGAUGUCAGAGCACACAAAGGCCCCCUCACCGGGAUCUGCACUCCCAACUGCAGGGGAGGAGGUUCCCCGAGCAACACCCCCCAUUUCCGGUAAAAAGGAAAGCACAGUCCUAACCACACCAAUGGGCAGUGCCGGGGUUCGGAGGGAAUUCAGGCCAGGUCAAAAGACACCGGCUAGCCCCCAGCCAGCAAGACAGAUUGCAUCUUCACAAGCAGUGCUGCAGAUGCCAGGUGACCAUAGCAGGGACAUCGUGGCCAAGCUUCCCCCAAGCUUCCAGGGACCCCCUGAACCUCCCUCCCGCCAGCAGCUGAUUCGCUCCAUCCUCACCUCCCUAAGCGUGGAGCAAACUGUGGAGGACCUCCGGCUGAGUCUAGUGCAAGGGCUGGAAAUGGGCCACGGAGAGCUGAGGGCACAGUACCCCAUGUGCCGGCUGUGCGGCAGCUGCAGUGCGAGGUGUCCUCACCCCCGCACUCACCAAGACCCUCUCCUCCAUGUCGACCCACGGCUGACCGUACGUGACGGGCAUGUGCAUAUGGACCUGGAUUUCCACCUGAAAUUCAAGAGGACCUACGGCAAGAAAUGGGGGCUGGCGGAAACUGUGGAGGGUGACAAGGUGCAGGAACAACCUCCAGAGCGAUGCGUGAGCAUCGUGAAACCCAGUGUCCCCACCGAUCCCCCAAGCUUCCAGGGACCCCCUGAACCUCCCUCCCGCCAGCAGCUGAUUCGCUCCAUCCUCACCUCCCUAAGCGUGGAGCAAACUGUGGAGGACCUCCCGCUGAGUCUAGUGCAAGCGCUGGAAAUGGGCCACGGAGAGCUGAGGGCACAGUACCCCAUGUGCCGGCUGUGCGGCAGCUGCAGUGCAAGGUGUCCUCACCCCCGCACUCAGCAAGACCCUCUCCUCCAUGUCUACCCACGGCUGACCGUACGUGACGGGCACGUGCAUAUGGGCCUGGAUUUCCACCUGAAAAUCAAGAGGACCCACGCCAAGAAAUGGGGGCUGGCGGAAACUGUGGAGGGUGACAAGGUGCAGGAACAACCUCCAGAGCGAUGUGUCAGCAUCGUGAAACCCAGUGUCCCCACCGAUCUGGCCUCCAGGGCCCCUCAUGAGUCUUCCAGACUGAUGGUGCAUCAUCGUCACGUGGGGACCAAAAUCCAGGCCACCGCCUCCUCAGUCCAGCUGAGUGUUGUAGAAAACCGGGGCCUCCGUCAACCAUGGCUUCCUCCUACAGAUGUUCCAGCAUGUCCACGUGUGCAGCUUCAGCAACCUCUGCAAAGCCUCCCAAACAAGCCUUCUCCCAAUAACGACCUAUAUUCCAAAUAUCACCUAGAACCUCCGUUGAUAGAUGAUCCACCAAGUAUCCCUUUAAGGCAAUCUAGGGACAGAGGUAUGAAUUAUGUGGGUCUGUGUCUAAUGCUUAUGUCUGCAAAACUAAAUCUAUCCUUCCUAAAUGGCCGUAUAAGAGGUGACCUUGAGGGAGAGUUAACCUAUUUAGGGCCCAGGGGAGUAUCUGUUAUUGAUAUGAUCUUUGUCUCGCUGGAACUUUUUGCUCAAAUUAAAUGCUGCAGAGUCUUGGCACGUCCUGAAAGCGAUCAUUUUCCGAUAACUUCUAUUGUCCAUGGUACAAAUAAAUCCCCUUUUUUAGAACAACGAACAUUCGCUGUGACGGAUGUUGAGGUAUGUCCAGCGCGGAUUAAGUGGAUCCCUAAACUUCAGGAAAAGAUCGCUGAAGGUCUAAAUUCCUUUGAAUUACAGACCAUUAAAAACCAAAUUAUAACAGCCACUUAUAGUUCCGUAAAUUACCAUCACUUAUAUCAUCUAAUAAAUAAAAUCCAAGAUUUGAUAAGACGAGAUCCUAGGGAGAUAAUGAGAAGGCCUACCCAUAAGGUGAAUCUUUGGUUUGAUUCUGAAUGUUAUGAGGCAAGAACACAAGUCAGAUCCCUACAUCAAGCAUUUAACUUGCAUAGAUCUCAUGAACAUCUAGGAAAAUUUAGGGCAGCUAGGAAAAUGUUUAAACAGUUAAUCAAACGGAAGAAGAUUAUUGCCCUAAGACAAACGUGGCAAAAUCUCCUCCAGGCUUCUAAACUAAAGGAUUCGACUAUGUUCUGGCACAUAAUAGCCCAACAGUGGCCUAAAUCUAAUUUCCAACUAGAAUGUGCCAUUGCCCCAGCCAUUUGGGAAAACUAUUAUACUCCUCUAUAUCAGGGAAAUUAUAUUAUGGAUGAUCCCCUAGCAGACCCUUCUAUAGAAUUCCCUGUAUGGUCACCUGUUACCUCUGCUGAAGUCUUAGAUCUUAUAGCCACCCUUAAAUCAAACAAGGCACCAGGGCCAGACAAUAUCCCUCCAGAGGUCUUUAAAGCAAAUGCAAAGUGGUGGGCCCCCACCUUGGCUGCGCUAUUUACCAAUAUCAACUCUUCCAUGGUUAUACCACAAGGAUGGGGCGCUGCUAUAAUAAUUCCAAUAUAUAAGAAAGGUUCUCGGUUGAACCCAGCAAACUAUAGACCGAUAAGUUUGCUUAAUAUAAUAAGUAAGUUAUACACCACUUACCUCUAUAGGAAAUUAUUAGACUGGGUCAACCAAACUGAUUUGCUAGCACCUGAACAAGCUGGCUUCCGGGUAGGACGAUCAUCGUCUGACCAUGUUCUGGUUCUUCAGCACCUUAUCACCAAAUAUAGUAAAACCAACGGCCAUGCUCUAUAUACGGCCUUUGUAGAUCUAAGAGCGGCCUUUGAUUCUAUAUCCAGAUCAAGACUUUGGCUCAAAAUGCAAAAUUUGGGAAUUGAUAGGCAUCUUUUAACCUUGAUACAGGGCUUAUAUCAUAACACUUCCCUGCAGAUUCGUUGUAAUAAUCAAGGCCACUUAACAAAACGAAUUUCUACUUUUAAGGGUGUCAAACAGGGGUGCAUUCUUGCAACCCUAUUAUUCAACAUCUAUAUAAAUCCUUUAGUGGCCAAACUCACAUCUAUACACACGCACUACUGCUAACCCGGGUAUUUCCCAUCCUGUACCCAUGCAUUUUGUUUUUGUGGCCUAAAUGCAGAAUCCUGCAUUUGUCUUUAUUGAAUUUCAUUUUAUUAAUUUCAGCCCAAUUUCCUAGUCUAUCCAGGUCCCUUUGGAUUUUAUUCCUGUCUUCCAUUGUGUUAGUUAUCCCUCCCAGUUUCGUAUCAUCCGCAAACUUCAUAAGGCUUCCCUCC
Molecule: messenger RNA, 4869 nt
Organism: Rhineura floridana
Lineage: Eukaryota; Metazoa; Chordata; Lepidosauria; Squamata; Rhineuridae
Exons: 6
Coding region: 197-4660 (1487 amino acids)
Source: RefSeq, a predicted model, not a curated record